Messenger RNA from Anthonomus grandis grandis, 4659 nucleotides. RefSeq lists its product as uncharacterized. Gene Ontology annotation, molecular function: nucleic acid binding. The transcript is spliced from 2 exons. The record is from RefSeq and is a predicted model, not a curated record. Gene Ontology annotation, biological process: DNA integration. The coding region runs from base 1 to 4659 and encodes 1552 amino acids. NCBI's taxonomy places the organism in Eukaryota, Metazoa, Arthropoda, Insecta, Coleoptera, Curculionidae.
AUGGAUUUUAAACAAUUAAAAAAUAAGCGCAAAUAUAUUAAAGGGAUGAUUACUCGCAUCGGAACUUGGGUAACAGAUCACAUAGAAACAGAAACAAAUGUACAAAAUAUUCAAGUUAGGCAUGUUAAAUUACAAAAAUUAUUUGACGAUUAUGAUGAAAUUCAGCUCUCUAUUCAGGCACAAAUUGAUGAGACAAACAUUGACUCAGAAGAUAGUGACGUCACAGAAACUUUGGUUUAUGAUCUGCUCGCACAAUUACAGGGGGCUAUUAGUACUAAACAUUCUAGAAAUGAGUGUCCUUCAGGUGGAUGUCGGGCUUGCUCUGGUCGACACCACACUCUUCUUCACGAUCCUACCUACCGAUCUUUUGGUGGAAACGCACCAUCUUCUCAAACAAACAAUUAUUCUCGAAAUGGAGAAAAUCGCACUGCUCAUUCCAAUCAACGGCAAUCCUCUUUCGCGCAACAAAAUAGAAAUCAAUGUCAAACUACUUAUCAAAGAAAUUCUCAGGCUCAAAAUACAUCUCACAGAAAUAUCUCUCAAACUUCAGCUCUUACCUCAGAAAGAAACCUUCCAAAUGACAUUCAAGAAAAUAUGUCGCAACCCCCUUUAAUUGAAAAUCAAUCCUUGCUCACAAACAGUUUGACCUUGUCAACCUUCUCUUCCACACCCUCUCUAGUACUCCUAGCAACUGCUGUGGUUACUAUAUAUGACAAAUAUGGAGUCCCUACAAAGGCUAGAAUUUUGUUAGAUUCAGCAAGUCAAAACUCGUUUGUAACUGAAAAUUUAGUCCAACGCCUUAACUAUGUCCCUUACAAUCAACCCUUAAGAAUAAGUGGUAUUUCCAAAGGCUCACUUGAAUGUAACAAAAUGGUGAAUAUUAUGAUUCAUUCAAAUGUCUAUGAAAACCAAAGUUUUUCGUUAUCUUGUGCUGUUCUUCCUGUGAUAACCUGUAAACUCCCUCAAAUACCAAUUAAUAAAGAAAAGUUAAAAAUUCCCCACCACUUUAGACUAAGCGACCCCAACUACGACUCCCCCUCUGAAAUAGAUAUGCUCAUUGGCGCAGAUUUAUAUUAUAAUCUGUAUACCAACGAUACAUAUCAUUUAGGAAAGAAUCUUCCAGUGUUAAUAAAUACCUACCUGGGCUGGGUUAUUGCAGGACAUGCUCCUAUUUUGUAUGGUCAACAUUCAGUGUCAAAGUCCCUCGUAACUUGUGCCUCUGUUCAUACAGUAACUCUGGAAAGUGUUUCUAUGCUCACCUUUGAAACUCCCUCUCUGGAUUCCAUCAUGGAAAAAUUUUGGAAAAUAGAAGAACUCCCCCAAAAAGUACACCAUUCAGAAGAUGAUAUUCUUACUGAGGAAAUAUUCGUGUCAACUACCAAGGUGUUACCAAGCGGUAGAUAUCAAGUAAAUCUCCCCUUAAAAGUCCCAGCUGAGAAUCUAGGUGAUUCAUUUUUUAUUGCUCAGAAAAGAUUUGAAAACCUUGAAAAGAAGUUUAAACAUGACCCCGAAUAUUUUUGUAAAUAUCAAGAUUUCAUUCAUGAAUACCUAACCUUAGGUCAUGCAAAAAUUGUCCCUCUUUCACUGAGUGACAAGAAUGUAGUUAAAUAUUUUUUCCCCCAUCAUGCUGUUUUAAAUCACCAUAGCACGACCACUAAAUUCAGGGUGGUUUUUGAUGGUUCGUGUAAGUCCUCUUCAAACUUGUCGAUAAAUGACAUAAUGCACAAAGGCUAUCAGGUACAACCUGAGUUAUUUGAUAUUAUAUGUCGCUUCAGGACAUAUAAAUAUGUACUCACAUGCGAUAUUGAGAAAAUGUAUCGCCAAAUACAAAUCAAUCCUAGUCAAACAUCCCUACAAAAUAUUCUGUGGCGAGAUGACCAAAACUCCCCCUUGAAUUGUAUCGAGCUGCUGACGGUCACCUACGGCACAAAUUGUGCACCCUUUCUGGCUACUAGAGUUUUACUUGAGAUAGCUACGCAAAAUAAAGAAAUGUAUCCUCUUGCGUCAUAUGCUCUUCUACACCAAUUUUAUGUAGACGAUGGAUUAUCCGGAGUAGAUAAAUUUAAUGAUUUAAAAUUACUUUAUAAUCAACUGACUACUCUUCUAAAAUCUCAUGGAUUUUUAUUGCAUAAAUGGUGCUCCAACUCUCAAGAAUUUUUAUCAUCAAUUGCACAAGGAAAACCCAAAGAAUAUGAUUUUAACUUUGGUGACACUCCUAACAAAGUAUUGGGACUUAUAUGGAAUCCUAUCCACGAUUUGUUAGGUAUUGCACUUCCCUGCACGCAAUUAGUUGGUCCAUUUUCAAAGAGAACAAUUUUAUCCAUUAUCGCACAAUGUUACGAUCCCUUGGGAUUAUUAUCUCCCGUAAUCGUAAUUGGAAAACUGAUCAUCCAAAAACUUUGGAUGUCUCAAUUAGAUUGGGAUACAGAGAUCACGGAAAAGCCUCUUAUUGAGGAAUGGACUAAUCUCAUCUCAAAUCUGAACACUCUUGCCAAUUUAAAAAUUCCUAGAUGGUUGUUCUCUAAUAAAAUCAUAAAAAGAAUAGAAUUCCAUGGAUUUGCUGAUGCCAGUACAAAGGCAUAUGCGGCAUGUGUUUAUGUUCGAACGAUAGUAGAAGAUACCACAGUUCAUACCUCAUUAGUCUCCUCAAAAUCUCGAGUAUGUCCUCUUAAGGUGGUAUCUCUCCCCAGGCUCGAAUUAUGUGCUAUGCUCUUGUUGUCACAAUUAGUGGUCAAACUUGUUAAAAUUUUCGAACAACGCAUUACUCCUGAAAUAGUACAUUUGUGGUCUGACUCCCAAAUAGCUUUAUGCUGGAUAAAAUCUCAUCCGAGUAAUUGGACCACAUUUGUAGCUAAUAGGGUGUCUCAAAUCCAGGAGAUGACAUCAAGUUUCUGUUGGCAUCACAUAAGAUCAGCCGAUAAUCCGGCGGAUCUCCCUUCUCGAGGUGUUUUGCCACAAGAUAUUAUCGACUGUGAUUUAUGGUGGCAUGGCCCUAAAUUUCUGAAAACCCCUAUUAUUGAUUUUGACAACCUAUAUGAAUUCUCUAUACCCAAUAAUAUCCCAGAAGCAAAAAAGACUUCUCAUUUAAACGUUGAAAAUAUCAACCCUCAUGUUUUCUCUAAUCUUUUUUCUCAUUUCUCACGGUUUGAACGUUUGCAUCGUUCUGUUGCAUACAUUUUAAGGUUCAUCCAUAACUCAUCAAAACCAGCUCUAAAGGUUACUGGCAUUUUGUCAGUUCCAGAACUCCAAAACUCUCUCAAAUUAAUUGUGAAAAUCUUACAAGAACAACAUUUUCCAAAUGAACGAAAGGCUCUUUUAAACAAGCAGUUAAUUAAAGAUAAACAUAUUUUAGUCCUCAAUCCAUUUAUAGACAGGGAUGGAAUAAUUCGUGUUGGUGGAAGAUUAAGCAACGCGAAUGUUGAUUUCGAUCAAAAACACCCGAUGUUACUGCCAUCACAUAACACUGUAGUGUCCAUGAUGUUACAUCAGGAACACAUAAGACUCGGACAUGCUGGUCCACAAACUGUCCUGUCUAACUUCAGAUUAAGAUUCUGGCCUCUCAAUGGGCUCAGGGAAACAAAACGUCUCAUCAGAAAAUGUGUAAAAUGUUUUCGUUUCAGAGCAUCCCCAGCUCAACAAAUAAUGUCUGAAUUACCUGAGUCCCGAGUUACUGUAUCUCGACCUUUUAAUAAGGUAGGAGUGGAUUAUGGAGGUCCCUUCUUAAUUAAAUCCUCAAAUCUUCGAAAGGCUCCUCUUAGUAAGUCUUACAUCGCAAUAUUUGUAUGUAUGGCUACUAAAUCUGUACAUAUAGAGUUAGUGACAGAUGUUUCAACUGAAGGAUUCAUUUCGUCUCUUAAACGUUUCAUUGCACGUAGGGGAAAUCCUGCACAGAUAUUUAGCGAUAAUGCUACAAACUUUUUGGGUGCAAGUAACCAAAUAAAGGAAAUAUUUGACUUUUUCAAAAAUUCUGAUAAUUCAAGUAAACUCGAAACUUUCACCGCUACACAAGGGAUUGAGUUUAAAUUUAUACCACCAAGAAGUCCACAUUGGGGUGGCAUUUGGGAAAGUGCCAUAAAAAGCGUAAAGUAUCACAUAAAAAGGUUAAUUGGUGAAUCCCGUAUGACUUACGAACAAUUUUCUACAAUACUCUGUGAGAUUGAAGCCAUACUCAAUUCGAGACCCUUGAGUGCUCUGUCCAACGACCCUAACGAUUUGACACCGCUCACUCCCGGACACUUCUUGAUAGGCACUAGUCUCACAUCAAUUCCUGAAAAAGAUAUAACAGCUAUCCCCGAAAACCGACUGAAGUACUGGCAACGCUGUUCCCAAAUUAAACAGUGCUUUUGGAAAAGGUGGACUGUAGACUAUUUUAAUCGGCUUCAGACUCGACCAAAAUGGUUGAAACCCUUGCCCAAUCUUCAAGUCAAUGAUCUUGUUUUGAUAAAAGAGGAUGACACACCCCCACUCAAAUGGCCUUUAGGUCGUAUUAUAGAAACGAUGCCUGGUAAGGAUGGCAAAGUUCGUGUCGUUAAAUUAAGGACUCAGCACGGAGUCUAUACACGUUCGAUUGCUAAGGUGUGUCCUCUCCCAAAUUCUGACUCUGAGGAAUCUGAUCUUCCUGGAUUCAACGAUGCAACAACUUGUAUUGUUGACCCUUAA